AUGGACCCCGGGUGCGUUGGCAAUGUCAUGGGCAGUGAUGGUGACCCCGGGGAGUCACAGGCAUUGAAUGUAGCCAGGACUCUGGAGGGCAUGGGGUGUACAGUGUUCUAUGAGAAGCCUCUCACGACCAGUGAUGCCAAUGGGUCAGGGAGGGUGGUCAUACCCAAGGCAGUAGCAGAGCAGUACUUUCCACAUCUGGACGACCAAGCAGGGGUGCCCAUCGAAGCAGCAGAUACGCUGGGCAAUGCUUACACAUUUCGCUUUAGGUUUUGGAUAAACAACCAGAGUCGUAUGUACCUCUUGGAGGGUGCCAGCGAGAUGCACCAGCGGUAUGACUUGAAGGUUGGGGAUGUAAUGAUAUUUGCCCACAUGCCUGAUAGCACCCUAAUUGUCGCAGGCAGACCCAUGACCGAGGCCGACAUCAGAAAACCCCCACUGAGAAGAGUUAACAACCCACAGAGCGGUGUCAAGAGGGACUUGGUAGGCCAAUGGACUGCCUCCUCUGACUGUGCGCUGUUCCCGUGGAAGAAGGGAAGUGACACAGGCACUGGGCAAGACAUGCACUGGGCAGUCAGCAGAACGUGUGGAGUUGCCCCAGUUUGUCCCUCCGCUUGCAUCACAUAG
Ostreobium quekettii is the source of this 624-nucleotide messenger RNA. Lineage: Eukaryota; Viridiplantae; Chlorophyta; Ulvophyceae; Bryopsidales; Ostreobiaceae. The record is from the annotation of a GenBank genome assembly.